UGUCUCCUCAGACAAUAAAAACAAGGCGAAGCAGCAUCUGAGCUCCGCGCUUCAAUCCGAGGACAGACAUGGACAAACGAGCUCACACCCGCCGGGCAGACAUGUAACUGCAGCCAUGCGCGUGUCCCGUGUGCUGCUGUGCGCGUUGCUGUGCGCGGUCCGGGAGGUUCGGUCCAAGUCUCUGCCGGAUCAGUUCGAGGUACAGAUAAAAGUGCAGGUGUUCGACAACAGCGACCUGUCGCCGUUAGCGGGCGCUCAGGUGGACGUUCAGGGGAACCAGACGCUCUUGGCGUCGAGUCGUGCCGGCAGCGAUGGCGUGGUCAGAGUCAGCUUCCUGUACCGAGCCGGCACAUGGGUCAUCAUCACAGCCUCCAAACAGGAUUACAUCACCAACUCUGUGCCGUGGCACUCCAACCGCAUCCCCUUGUACGCCUCGGUUAGCCUGUACCUUCUUGCUGAGAGGCCAGGAACUCUGAUUCUGUACGAUGACGUCCUGCAGGUUCUGUCUGGGUCACCAGGCGCUCGGAACCAGCCGCUGGUUCAGCUCCAGAGGAAGUCCAUCCAGCUGUCCUCCAGCUCCAACUACACGGCGCUGUCGGCCACGCUCACCACCGCCAGGAGUCAGUACGAGCUCGGUGGAUUCCCCUUUCUUCUGGGCCAGGAGACCAACAGCUCAGGUGCAGAAACCGGGUGGACCGACCUGACGGCGCUCGCCGUGGUCAGCAUUCAGCUCUUUGACAAAGAUGGCAGCGCGAUCAAGGUCUCCGAUCCGAUCCACGUCUCGGUGCCUCUGCCGUCCGACACCCGGAACAGGAUGGCCACGAGUGUUCCUGCCUGGAUGUAUCAGCCGAAGACGGGACUGUGGGUUCGGAACGGGACGGGCUACAUCAAAAAGGACGGGACGCAGUUUGUGUGGAACGUCGUGGUUCCUCAGAUGGGGUACUGGUUAGCUGCCUUUCCUUCGUCUUCAGGUUUCGGUCUGUCUUAUCCAGGCCUGAGGGACAUCACCACCUACCACACCCUGUUCCUGCUCUCCAUCCUGGGCUCGCUGGCCCUGCUGGUGCUCAUCCUGCUCUGCGUGCUGCUCUACUACUGCAGACGGCGGUGUCUGAAGCCUCGCCGACAUCAAGGGAAACCCCACACAUCCAACCUAAACGGAGCUAAGAGAGACCAGGGUACGUCUAUGUCGCGUCUGAACCUGAUCUGUGGAGGCCACGUGGAGUCGGGACCCUCCAACGACAAGUCGGACUUGUCCCCAUCUCGAGACUAUCAGAGUUCGAGGGAGGACCUGACCAAGCACGUUCCAGUUCACAUGCUGCGACACGGGAAGGGAAAGAACGCUUCAGGUUCUCAGCGGGGCGAGAGCUUCCCCAUGAAGGUCACCCGAGCCACAGAGACCAACAACCUGGACAACCCCUUACUGCAUGAAGACUACAACCGCAGCUACAGCCCCAAAGAGGGCAAAGAGUCCGAGUACCACAGACACCACAACGCCAACGACAAUCGAGGAUACUCGUCCGAUCCGCCGUCCCCGCCUCGCUUCCAGGGCUACGUGCCGAGCCAGUCGGACAAACCUCCGGAGUAUUCCGCCGCAGCAGCAGACAGCCUCGCCAGACCCACCUCCCUCAACACCCAGCCGGGCCAGAUCAUCUUCUGCAGCUCCAUCGACCAGAUGAAGGAGAACAUGUACCGGAGCAUGGUGCCAACCCUGGUCAUCCCGGCUCACUACAUGCGCCUGCCCUCCGAGUUUUCUGCCAAGGAUGGAAAGGAGCAGAAGGACCAGGACAAAGAUGGGACGCAGAUGGGAGGGGGCCAGCAGCACCACCACCUGAAACAGGGCCAGCAGCAGCAAGGUGGCUCCCAAGGCGACGACUCUGAGGAGCCGAGCUGGGCGUCCGACUCCUCCGGCGGAGCGGUGACCAUCCCCGUGCUCUUCAACGACUCCACCAUGGCUCAGAUGAACGGGGAGCUGCAGGCCCUGACGGAGAAGAAGCUGCUGGAGCUGGGUGUGAAACAGCACCCGCGGGCCUGGUUCAUCUCCCUGGACGGGCGGGCCAACGCUCACGUCCGCCACUCCUACAUCGAUGUCAGCAACGACCUCAGCGGCGGUGGAUUUGGAGGCAGCUCCGGCGGCGCCCAACGAGAAAUCAACCUGGAGCCGCCUCUGGAGUCCCACGAGCGAAAACUGGCAGCCAUCCGGAAGGGAAAGGAAGAGCGCUGGGGGUCCGGAGGACGGAAGGGUCACAGCGUCGGCAGCGGCGGGGGGAAGAAUUAUUCCAAGCUGGCCUACCAGGACCACAGCGAGCCCAGCAGCAGUGAGGGACGCCCGGUGUCGCCCGAGGAAAACUCCCUCACUCCUCUUCUGGACGAAGGACCGUCUUCACGUGGAUCCACCGUCACCAGGAGGGGGCGCAGCCGAGGGAACAGCAGCCGCAGCAGCAACAGCGAGAACCGCCGCGACUCCAUGACCAGUCCCGAGGACGACCCCGACGACAAAGACGAGAACAAGAAGAGUCCGUGGCAGAAGAUAGAAGACAGGCCUCUCAUGGUCUUCCACCCCAGGAAGUAAACGUUGUGGACUUCCAGAACACUGGGCUUCAAACGGUCCGUUUCAAGAACCGAAGGAGCUCAAAGAGAAAGGUACCAAUAAGCACAACCGCUGCUCCACCGCACCGUUCCCUGGUUGGUGUUGGACCUUUCUGGUGAGGUGCUCCUGCUCUUCGUCUCGCUGUCAGUGCUGGUUCCUGUAGAAUCUGUCCAGUUUUUUGUGCAUCCUGUCCCGUCACUGAAC
Nematolebias whitei (Rio pearlfish) is the source of this 2791-nucleotide messenger RNA. RefSeq names its product protein FAM171A2. NCBI's taxonomy places the organism in Eukaryota, Metazoa, Chordata, Actinopteri, Cyprinodontiformes, Rivulidae. The coding region runs from base 116 to 2569 and encodes 817 amino acids. The transcript has 8 exons. The record is from RefSeq and is a predicted model, not a curated record.